GACCAAACAACGUGAAUGAGGUGUCCUUGGAUAGCCUUUGAAGUCUAGUUUCAUAUUUGAGUGGUCUCUGUGCGAGAGGGGAGAGUUUAUCACACAAAAAAUCGAGCUGGAGUGAACUGCUGUCUGUAAACUCGAGCAGUGAGAGUGCUGAGGCUGUUUGGUUGAUAUAUCGAGUUAUACCAAUCCAAUUAAGGCGUGUAAGAUACCAAAAGAAAUAUCUCAAGACGAGGAAUCCGUGAAGGUCUGGUUUGCAUCAAUCAAAGUAGUGGAAGGCUUCCAAAUCGUCCGAGCAAAACACAACCUUGCAGAAACAGAUCUACUCUUCUAAAGAAACGAGUUAGCCGGAAAACACCCAUUCUAGGGUUAGCCGGAAAACACCCAUUCUAGGGGCUGUUUUCGUACCAACGAUUAAGGGUUGAACUAGCACUUUGAGGAGGCUGUUUGACACUCAUUUCUAAGCAAGGAAUCAGUUCUCAAGCUUCCUUGGCCGAGGCUUUGGUCAUUGGAUCGAGAAGGAAAGUUUUAAAGCUCAUUUGAGGUUGAGGCUAGAGCUUGCUUCCUGUGCUCGUUGCUCGAGAGAUCAUCUAGGAGGGAAGACUUGAAAUGGAUGGUGGUGGCAAGGUUACGAGAAGGAACCCGACGGGCCGUGCACCGGUGGCGACCGGGCAGGGAAGCCGUGGGGCCUCUAGAGUGUGUAGAGGGGCGAGCCGUGGAGGCCGAUCGCACACUGUGAGCGACGGUCAUGUUGACACCGAGGAGGAAACCUACUGGUCCUAUGAGGACUCGACUUACCAACCGGAAACCGAGCCGGUUGAGACCCCUUACGAAGGAGAUGACGAUGAUGUAAGUGAUGAAGAGGGGGAGAAUGACUCCCUAGCAAGAAUUGAGGCGCUGCUCCAGCAAUAUCAGCGGGAGCGCGAGGAAAGGAGGGAACGCCGAAGGCGCCGAGGAGGGCGAACUUCGGGUGGGGCUUCAAGAGGAAGAAGCCAUGGCAACUCUAGGGCCCACAUUGAACCACAUGGGGGCCGGGAUUAUGGAGGUCCAAUCAUAAGGAUCUCAAAAUUUUUCAAAGAGGCGAGAGACUUGGGGUGCAAACCUGACGUGCACUUGUCGUGAGGUGCACUCAAAAUAAAUACAAUACAACACUAAUACGUAGUAUAGUGAAGUAAGGUUCGUAUCCACAGGGAAAGGAAUACUUCUCUCUUUAUAAUCCAGUAACAAGGGGGGUUUUAGAUUGAGUAAAUGAACUUAAAUUAUAUUUAAACACGAAGAUGAACGAGUUAUGUGGUUUAAUUAAUAAGAAGAAGACUUGGCUUUGC
Molecule: messenger RNA, 1319 nt
Organism: Cuscuta epithymum
Lineage: Eukaryota; Viridiplantae; Streptophyta; Magnoliopsida; Solanales; Convolvulaceae
Source: the annotation of a GenBank genome assembly